This is a messenger RNA of Nycticebus coucang (slow loris), 986 nucleotides long. RefSeq names its product intelectin-2-like. The transcript has 8 exons. Gene Ontology annotation, molecular function: oligosaccharide binding. Lineage: Eukaryota; Metazoa; Chordata; Mammalia; Primates; Lorisidae. Bases 7 to 855 code for a protein of 282 amino acids. The record is from RefSeq and is a predicted model, not a curated record.
AGGACAAUGACUAGACUCUGCUUCCUGCUGUUCCUCUCCGUGGCCACCAAUAGGUGCAGAGCAGAAGUGGCCAGUUCCUCUGAGAUGCCCUGGGAGAAAGAACCCUGCACCUCUUCCUUUUCUUCCCUGCCUAGAAGCUGCAAGGAAAUCAAAGAAAGGUGCCAUAGAGGAGAUGAUGGCCUGUAUUUCCUGCGCACCAAGAAUGGUGUCAUCUACCAGACCUUCUGUGACAUGACCACUGUGGGUGGUGGCUGGACCCUGGUGGCCAGUGUGCACGAGAACAACAUGGCUGGGAAGUGCACAGUGGGUGAUCGCUGGUCCAGUCAGCAGGGCAGCAGAGCAGACUACCCAGAGGGGGAUGACAACUGGGCCAAUUACAAUACCUUUGGGUCUGCAGAGGCGGCCACAAGUGAUGACUACAAGAACCCUGGCUACUACGACAUCCAGGCCAAGGACCUGGGCAUAUGGCAUGUGCCUAACAAGUCCCCCCUGGAAUACUGGAGGAACAGCUCCCUGCUGAGGUACCACACUGAAACUGGCUUCUUCCAGAGACUAGGACACAAUCUGUUUGGCCUCUACCAGAAAUACCCAGUGAAAUAUGGAGCAGGAAAGUGUUGGACUGACAAUGGCCCAGCCAUCCCUGUGGUCUAUGAUUUUGGUGAUGCCAAGAAAACAGCAUCUUAUUACUCACCUCUUGGCCAGUUGGAAUUCACUGCAGGAUUUGUUCAGUUCAGGGUAUUUAAUAAUCAGAGAGCAGCCAACGCCUUGUGUGCCGGAGUGAAGGUCACUGGAUGUAACAGUGAGCAUGGUGUCUGGAUGAUGAACAGAUUGGAGCUGGCAAUUCCUGUGUGCUGACCCAGCACUGCAUCGGUGGAGGAGGGUUCUUCCCAGAACACAAUCCCAGGCAGUGCGGGGAUUUCUCCGCCUUUGACUGGGAUGGAUACGGAGCUCAUGUUAGUGGCAGCAAUAGCCGGGAGAUAACGGAG